Messenger RNA from Mesoplodon densirostris (Blainville's beaked whale), 4216 nucleotides. RefSeq lists its product as uncharacterized. The record is from RefSeq and is a predicted model, not a curated record. Lineage: Eukaryota; Metazoa; Chordata; Mammalia; Artiodactyla; Ziphiidae. Bases 1 to 693 code for a protein of 230 amino acids. The transcript has 6 exons.
AUGCAGAUGCUCAACUAUGGCCUGAACCGGACAUGGUGGAAGCAGAGAGAUGAUUUAGGAGGUCAGUGCAAUCAUCCUGAUGAAGGGUGGUGGUGGUUCAUCCCCAGUGGUAGCAGCCCAAAUGGCCCACAUCAGGUCUACCAAGGAGACUAUGCCUUCACCAAUAGCUUACUCUCAGAGAUCAUUUUAACAGGGGUUCCAUACCCAGAGCAGAUUUCCGGACCUGCAGAAAGAGAAGGGAGAGCAGGGAGGUCACCAGCUUUCGUAGGCAGGAAAGUGGCGGAGCCGUACAGGACCUGUUUCACUGCAGGGGGAUCCAAAACAAGCCCCGUGGAGCAGCAGCCAGAGCGACAGCAGCCGCAAGACACUGUUUCUCUCCCUCUGCCCCCCCUUCCCCACGCAACCCCAGAUCCAUUUACACUUUACAGAGGAUCGUGCAGCAAAUCACCAGGGUGGUCCAUUCAAGCUGCAGAUUUGUCUGUCAUCUUUGGACAGCAGGCUCGUCCUCCGCAGCCACUGCAGGAAAGUGCAUCACCCAUCAGGUCACAGAGAGCGCUGGUGGACAUCUCUCCUUGCCCCAAGAUCUUCGGUGGAAGUCCACGGGACUUGGUGUCUGUGCCGUUCAAAGUAUAUAUGAACUCGCCAGGAGGCAUAAUGCGUCACCAUUUAAUUCUGGGCCACCCUAAAGGAUGACACCCAGCUUCAGAGACCACCUCUUGGACAUCAUCCCCGAGAUCCAGUGUUUUAGCUCCCCAUUGUCUGAAAUCCGUUUCUGACCGCGUUUGAGCUGCCUUAGGCUUAGGCAUUCAGUGGCCAGUACCAUGUUGCAGCUCCACACCUUUUGUCCCUUUCAGAGCAGCAGCUCGCUCUGAGCUCUUGUUGAGUCUUUUACGCAGAUAUGCUAGAAAACAGGCACCAACCCAUUCUUCCCAUCUUGGCAUUUGCCCACAAGCCUAGUCCUGGGAUGACCUGGAGCGGAGAGGCAGUGGAGGAUAAAUUCAUCUUGUACAGACUUGUUGCUGCUAGUUCUAGCCUGUCUCUCGCCACAGAUCUAGCUUUUAAAUCCUCAAGUGAUUGGUUUUGUGUAGGAAUGUGUGGAUUGUUGGAUCGCAAUAAUUUUCUCCCUGAAUUUCUAGUGUUUAUAUAAGCAGAUGUAUAUUAAAAAAGUUCUAUCAUUGGUGUAAACAGCAGGGCCUAUUUUUAAUAGUUACAGGUGCUUAAAGAUGGUGCAGAAUAAAAAUGUAAGGUGUUUUUUUUUUUAAUUGCAAGUUGUGACACAACCAAAAGUCUGUAUUAAUGUUUUGCCAGGAAAGGGUCAACACGGAAAAUUUGCAACAAAGACAAACUAGAAUAGAACCAGUGCAAACAGAAGCUGACAAAUAUAUGCCCCAUGUUGGGAGUUCAGCCCCUGGAAUGUUAUGUAGGACAAAAGGAAUGGAAGAGGUAUUUCAGUAACAUUUUGUUCUGUGUCAAAAACCUUGUGAAAUAUAAAUCUGCUGUGUAUUGGAGAAUGGAUACAGCAAUUGAUUUAGGUUGAAUAGCUUUCAUUUAACUAGAAUAUCCCCACAGAAAGCCGUUCUUGUUCUGACAACCAUAGUUUUGUUUUUCUUGACUUAACGAAAAUUGAAUUCAUGUUUACAUAUUUUAUAGGAUUGUUUUAUGGACAAAGACACAGGUCAAAUCCCAUCCCAGCACAGUGGCUAUUGUUAUAGCAAAUAGAAACAUUUCUAACUGAAAUAAAAACCAUUUCUAAGCCAUGGCCUGUGGCCCAUAGUAAUCAUACGACAUUGGUGUUAUGAAACCGUUUGCAACUAUCAAUAAUUCAGUCGUAGAUGUGCUUUUUUUCUAAUUCUGUUUUUAAAAAAUAUUCUAGUCUCUUGCCAACACACAUACCCAUGCAUAUACUUCACUGAUUUGCAUAGUAGAGAAGGAAGAAUAUGAAUAUGUAUAAUAGGAGUCAACUUUAUUUUGGACUUUCUGGAACAGAUCACUUUUUUUUCCUCCACAUGAUGGCUCCGUGAAUUGCUUCCAAUUAUUGAACUUUCAUAAUUGCCCACAACUCUGUGUCCUUCUAAGGGUCUUGCCAUGUUAACCAACCCAGCCAAAAGCUUGUAGCCAGUGAUAGUGGUUUAAGAAGCUGAACUUCAGAAUACCCCUGCAAAGGGUAUUCUGUUAUUCUCCAUUUCUACACUUCUCAAGAAGAAAUUAGGUGCUUGUUGUUUAGUUUUUUCAAUUCCCAGAUCAUUCUGGCAUUGAUCUUGGACUCAUUUGCAAACUAUUACUCCUGAAACAUUUUGGCUCUCUGUGGCCUAUGGUUCAGUAGAAUCUGAGGUUUUCCAGGUACAUCAAAGACUUCAAUUUUAGGGAAAUUAAUGAAAAGAAAACUUCUCUAGGAAUAAAUGUCUUUUAGGUUUUAGCGCUAUUCUCCCUUCAAGGUUCUUAACUGGAUGCCUUAUAUUUUAUUUCCUUUCUGUAUUUAUACUAAUUCGCUACUUGGGUUUACUGUUUUCUAUUUGGAAACAGCUUUUAAAAAGUAACACAGAGCUUAAAAAUAUAAAACAGUUCCAACCUGCUCCAUUCUUACCUUGACUAUCUUUUCUGCCUUGUUGCUAGACCACUGCUUCUCUUUCUACUUCUCUUCUGGGAUUUUAUCUUGCUCAGCGAUUCUAGUGUGUGAUUCUGAAUUCUAUGGUUUGAGUUUCCUGACCAACUUCUCUUUGCAUCUGAGUCUAUUUCCUGUGCGUAAAGCUUUGGCAUUCCAUUCUCUGAUCCUAGUCAAAAGUGAAACUUUUAGUGCUAAUAAGAUUAGUCCUUGCGACACUAUUAAUUCUUUACUCUCCAUUUCUCACUCCAUUGUUAUUUCUCAAAGGCCAACAUUUCUUUGUCAUUAAGAACGUCAUUAGGAGAUGGUAACUACACUUGAUGUGAUUUCACAGUGUGUACAGAUCUUGAACCAUGAUGUUGUACACCUGAAACGAAUGUAAUGUUUUAUGUCAGUGAUACCUCAAUUUUUAAAAAAAGAGGAGAAUAAAAAGACUUCAUUUUGGUGUCACUUCCUUAAGACCUCCUGGACUUUUGUUUUACUGAUAACACUCCACAGCUUCGAACUGCAGGAACCAUCAACAGGUCUUCGACAAAUUAGUUGUCCCUACACAUGGUUUACAAUAUUACACUUGCUGUCUAAAAAUAAUUAAGCUUCUCUCAGUGUUCUUUGCUGUGGGUCAGGAACUUUAUUUGCUUUGCCAUCCAACACAGAAGUUAAUCACAAAUGGGUCCUCUGAACCAAAUAAUUAAAAAUAGAGCAAAGUUUCUGAACCAGGCGGCUGGCAGAAAAGUCUGUACUUCCAUCUGUGCAUGGUUAGGGAAAUAUUUCAUGAUACUGAAAUAGCAUCAGCCUUGCUCUCUUUUGUGUGAGAGUGUAUCUGUGUGACUGCAUGUCAUUCAGCUCUGAAUGUUUGUUUGACAGUUAGCUAAUCUUAUAUAUAUAUAUAUGUAUAUGUAUAAAAGUCACUGGCAAAGAAACAGGAAAGCAAAUCCAGGUGUUCUGUGCAUACAUUCUUUCUUUGCUGGUUUCUGUGAAGGGAGAAUGGUCUUGCUCUUGCUUUUCUGUUUAGUGAAAGUUUUCUCUAAGCAUGUGCUUCAGAAACUUAAAGAGCAUUACAUUUUGACUUGAAAAUCUUUAUGUCUUUUGAUUCUCUGUCUAUGAAUAACCUUUGCUGAUAACUUUUAUUUUUUUUUGUGGUACGCGGGCCUCUCACCGUUGUGGCCUCUCCCGUUGCGGAGCACAGGCUCCGGACGCGCAGGCUCAGCGGCCAUGGCUGACGGGCCCAGCCGCUCCGCGGCAUGUGGGAUCUUCCCCGACCGGGGCACGAACCCGUGUCCCCUGCAUCGGCCGGCGGACUCUCAACCACUGCGCCACCAGGGAAGCCCCUUUGUUAAUAACUUUUAGGAGCUGUUCUUAGGUGAAAUGCUGAUGGAUCUGUUUCAGUUUGGAAUAAUGACGGUUAGGAGUUUCUGCUCUCUGGAAGGAGACGUAUGCCUGGAAUAUAUAUCAAACUCAUAAACACUUUAUGACAGAGGUACAGACAUGCAAGUGACUGAUUUUGAGAGAAAUUUAAUCCUUCAGUUUGGAUUUUCCUUUGUUUUCACCAGUAAUCAGUAACUUACCAAAUAUGUUCAGUUUUGGCCAGUUCUAAACCUAUGCUAUGACUUUAAA